UGGGUCUGUAGCUGCAGCACCGGAGGAAGAGCAGAAUCAGCUGAACUACAGAAGAAAUGAAAAUAUUCCCCUGAAAUUCAUCACCAACAACCAGGAUAUUUAACUAAGAGCAGUGUUAAACUGCUGAAAGAGGUGAAGCAGAAGCCGUCCUGAAGAAUCUACAGAACACACAGAAAUUGUUGCAUUUAAAAGACAAAUGAAGCCAAGUCCCGACAUGGAGAAACAUCAGCACUCUGUCAAGAGUUUUACUAAACAGAGUCAUCUCAAAAAACACCAGCGCAUUCACACAGGAGAGAAACCGUAUCACUGCUCAGACUGUGGGAAGAGUUUUACUAAACAGAGUGAUCUCAAAAAACACCAGCGCAUUCACACAGGAGAGAAACCGUAUCACUGCUCAGACUGUGGGAAGAGUUUUACUGAACAGAGUACUCUCAAAAAACACCAGCGCAUUCACACAGGAGAGAAACCGUAUCACUGCUCAGACUGUGGGAAGAGUUUUACUAAACAGAGUCAUCUCAAAAUACACCAGCGCAUUCACACAGGAGAGAAACCGUAUCACUGCUCAGACUGUGGGAAGAGAUUUACUACACAGAGUAAUCUCAAAAUACACCAGCGCAUUCACACAGGACAGAAACCGUAUCACUGCUCAGACUGUGGGAAGAGAUUUACUCAACAGAGUGAUCUCAAAAUACACCAGCGCAUUCACUCAGGAGAGAAACCGUAUCACUGCUCAGACUGUGGGAAGAGUUUUACUAAACAGAGUAAUCUCAAAAUACACCAGCGCAUUCACACAGGACAGAAACCGUAUUACUGCUCAGACUGUGGGAAGUGUUUUACUCAACAGAGUAGUCUCAAAAAACACCAGCGCAUUCACACAGGAGAGAAACCGCAUCACUGCUCAGAGUGUGGGAAGUGUUUUACUCAACAGAGUCAUUUCAAAAUACACCAGCGCAUUCACACAGGUGAGAAACCGUAUCACUGCUCAGACUGUGGGAAGAGUUUUACUAAACAGAGUGAUCUCAAAAUCCACCAGCGCAUUCACACAGGAGAGAAACCGUAUCACUGCUCAGACUGUGGGAAGAGUUUUACUAAACAGAGUCAUCUCAAAAUACACCAGCGCAUUCACACAGGAGAGAAACCGUAUCACUGCUCAGACUGUGGGAAGAGAUUUACUACAAAGAGUCAUCUCAAAAAUCACCAGCGCAUUCACACAGGAGAGAAACCGUAUCACUGCUCAGACUGUGGGAAGAGUUUUAAGCAACAGAGUCAUUUCAAAAUACACCAGCGCAUUCAUACAGGUGAGAAACCGUAUCACUGCUCAGACUGUGGGAAGAGUUUUACUGAAAAGGGUACUCUCAAAAAUCACCAGCGCAUUCACACAGGAGUGAGACCAUAUUACUGCUCAGAAUGUGGGAACAGUUUUACUCAGCAGAGUCAUCUCAAUAAACACCAGCGCAUUCACACAGGAGAGAAAACUGUCCCAAAUUUGUCUCACGGCAAUUAAAAUCUUUUGGACAGAACACCUUAAUCCUACAUGUUCCACCAGAAACAAA
Molecule: messenger RNA, 1553 nt
Organism: Astyanax mexicanus (Mexican tetra)
Lineage: Eukaryota; Metazoa; Chordata; Actinopteri; Characiformes; Acestrorhamphidae
Product: gastrula zinc finger protein XlCGF49.1-like
Exons: 2
Coding region: 197-1504 (435 amino acids)
Cellular component (GO): nucleus
Source: RefSeq, a predicted model, not a curated record